GGGACACGAGUCAACAGGACUGGUCUUCGGUCUCUCCGGUCGUGAUCGUCUCAAGUCAGUGACCACCACCUGACCAGGUGCUGACUGUGCCUUCAGGAAAAAAAAAAAGUCCAACAAGGAAAAAUUCCCGAUCCACUAUCAAAUCAGACUACUUUGCCCCAGAGCCUCCGGCCAAAUAGAGCUCAGAACUACUGCAGAGUCCCUUGUGCUCAUCGCAUUCAUAAUGCUUUCUGUACCUAUAGUUGACUGGUGGGGUUUCUGAUAUUAUUCUUCCAUUUUUCUAUGGCUCGUCCUGCGAAGACCGGCUGUCCGCUAUCUCCCGCCACUCGUCCCCAACUCAACCUGUCAACGGUUACUGCUCAGAGGGCUACGAACCCGCUGGCCCUAACUCCUGCGACGGUUGAUAAUGCUCAAGAAAAAAAUCUGAGCAAUUCUCGCGCCAAUAAUCUUCGCCAUCACAUCAACAUCGAAUCCGAGACCGGCGUCGAUCGCUCAAAGCGCGCCAGGAUCCCUCAUCGUCGCCUUUAGAUGGAUCGUUAACCUGCGAAUAGGGAUCUGAUUCCCCCACUAGGCCCAGUAGCCCCAACAGGGUUAUAGUUAGCGCGAGGCACGUUCUCUCGUUGAAAAAGGUCCAGAUCUAUCCUGGGUCAAGAAUGCUGGAAUCCCAUUAUUUCUCUCAUGCUCUCUUUUCUCGACCGCUAAUUUCGCUCUUUUUCUCUUCUGUCGCACGCGCAGCUGAUUCGGUAUACCAUUUCCUUUUCGACACUAGGCGCUUGUCCCAAAGUAUAUGCGACCUCUGACGUGGUCGUGCAGACCCAGCUCGGAUCUAUUCUGCCUUAGCCACAUCGGACGCGCCUGUGGCGAAGCCUGCAUCCUUUGCUAAUUAUCCGCUUGGGCAUGUAUAUUCUUGUCGCAUUUGCUUUUUUCCUGCUAGCUUUUCUUCAUGAGUGAGCUACAGCUUCAUAUAUUUUUCACUUGACCGCCAUUCUUCUUGCGACGUCACUUUUUUGUUCCUGCUGCAUAGAAAGGGUGCCGGUUUCCCUUGUUCUUUAAUUCGACUAUACCCAAACGCGGAUUGCCUUUUCGUACCCUUUUUCGCUUAGAGAUACCACCGCUCGCGCGGACCGAUCCUUCAAGUUUACCUUGCGAUUCAUAUCAUGCUCUCACAGUUGCUCUCGUAACAGCGCCCAUCGACUUCACAGAGGCGGAAUGAUUUCAAGAUCACAUUACCAUUUGCCACGUUCUGAUUGUUACACUCUAGAUUCCAGCUGGCAAUUGAAGUUGGGGUCACACCAUGUCGUACAAGUCUGAUGGAGGGCGAAUACCUCGAUUAAGGGAUUUCGGAUAUCAAAGUCGAAAUGCCUCAACGCCGGCGAUUGCCACUCAGACCAGCUCCUCGGGGUCGGGUGCGCCGCCGUCAUCAUCGAGGCUACAGAUUCCAAAAUUAAUCACACCGUCGACAAAAAGCAGGAGGACUGCCUCGAUGUCAGACGCAGAACAGAGUCGCCCAAUCGUUGCACAGUCAAAUCCUUUACUCAACCCGGAUCCUCGUCCGUACAUACCUCCCCGAGCGCCGACCCAUCCACCUCUUUCUCAGUCUCCUCAGAGUGCCACGAUAGAUAGACAGGUGCCGCGAGCCCUGCAUCCGCCUGUCGUACCUCAAACGCCCAUCGACAAUCGCACAUCCGCCCAGUCUCGACCUCGGAAUGUACUAAGGAGGAGAGCACCGACAAUAGGUCAGCAUAGCGCCAAACCCAAGUCGCAGACGGAGUCCAUGAGUCCCGGUGGCCUGAAUGUGAUUAUUCCUAGCUCUUCCCAGUCAUCCAGUCAGACGGAAUUAGCUAGGAAGACCCCGUCACCAAUGGUUUCUUCGGAGAGGCAUACUACCAAUUCAUCCGCGGAGCAGCCGACAUAUACUGGCCCAAAGGAGCUGGCCAGCCUUCGAACUACUACUAUCAACACACAAAACUUGCCACCUUUUACUCCGAUUUUCCCUUCGGCUAGUACUCCAUCGACACGGUAUUCGGGAUCUCCAGGCGUAUGGAGCAGGGCAUCCACAUCGACACCCGCUUCGCUCUCGUCAUGUUCUCCAGGCAUUAUUCAACCUAUGAAGGUUGGUCCCCGUCUCAGACAACCGAGCCCUUCCCAGACCAGACUCCCAGUUUUCUCACCCCAGGCACAGAAGCCAUCCUUGCCGAGUAGCCCGGCUGCUGGAAAGUCCCCUAAUUUAGUACAGACAUUUGGGUCCACUACGUCGUUGGUCACUGAAAACCGCGAGAACGCAACGGAAACUCCUGAAACCACAAAGCCUCCGACGCCAAGUCUUCUACCCAGGAGGAUGUCAAUGAAAUCCUCUCUCCCAAGACAGGUCAGAACUACUCCGGAUAUUCCUCCAAAAUCUGAAAAGGUAGAUCCCAAGCGUGUUGUCGCCGAUUCGCCUGGUGCUGCCGGGGUGUCGAGCCCUUCAAGACCAUCACCUCAAAUUCCAGUUAGGCCGAGCAGGGAAGGCACUACACAGUUGGACCUGGAACCAUCCCCCGUUGUCAGAGCGAAUAUACCCGCACGAGUGAUCAGGGGCCAUAAACGACGCAUUUCCGCAGAAAGCACCAGUGGUGCCUUGGCCUCAAAUCAAUCCGCGGCUACAUCAGUGGAUUCCCUAAACUCUCUUGCGUCGUCUCGCAUCCGCAGUCCUACUUCACCUGAAGUGUCACGGAAGUCUCCACGAACUCUGACCAAGGACCCACACAAAGCGUCACCUGCGGACACUAGCCCUGCAAAAACCCGAAGGUUUGGACUUUUCCCAAGGAAAUCAAAGCCUGAUCUGGAUGCCCGUCAAACCGAGGCUCGCCCUGCUAGGAAAGGUCCCGCUGCUGGGACAGGCCAUGAAGGAUAUGGCAAGUAUGCGCAGCGUGGCCGCAAGACAAGCGUUAGCAGCUCUAGCGACACUAGAGCAAGGUCAACAAGCACCACCAAGUCCGCUUCUAGCAAGGCCAGUACCAGAAGCCGGGCUGACACAGAACUUGACGACUUUUUUCUUGAACGCCUGGAACCUGUUUACAUCAAUGGCGGUGGUAUGGAUGGGGCUAGUUUGUCUCGGACGCAAAGCGAGCAAAGCACAGGAGCUCUUAGUACCAAAUCUGCACCAGGCCACACCCCAGUUCCUCCGUCGGGGUAUUUCUACGAGCCUUCAGCAACCUCAAAGGGGGGAAGUGCUGUUCACCGAAGAGACCUUUCGAGUCCAGCAACAAUAUCUGCCCCUAGGACCAAGGCACCAACACUGGCCUCCCCUGAAAAGUCAAAGUCUGGCGCGGACAUUAGAUCUCCUACUCAGACUCAAGCUCGGAGUAUCCAGCCGGAUACCGCUGCACGUCAUGCUCCGACACAGACCCAACUGAAAAAGCCAUCUAAGCGGGGACUUCACCUCAAAUGGCCGUUCUUCCAGAGAGACUCGGAACCUCCGCUCCCUAAACAGACAGCGAAAGGCCGUCCGGCCGAACAAUUGCCUGCGCAGGUUGCUACCGUGGGCGCACGCCGUCCAGUUGCUCAUUAUGCCAUGGUCGAUACCGAUUCGGAUCCCUUGGAGGAUAUCUUUCACAAUCUAGAGGACUCUCCACCGACCGAGGAAGAAGAAGUUAUGGCGCCAGUGGAAGUACCUGCGGGGUUGAGGAUCAGAAAACAACAUGAAUCUAUUCUCCUACCGUCUCCUCCAACGCUACAAAGUGAGUUUCCAGUCAUCCGGCCCUCUCCAUCCAAGACGGAUUCGCCAAAGUCAGCAGUCGCUUCGAAGACCGAAACAUCUCCUGAGCAGCGCCCAAGCCGCCUAGCCUCCGUUGGCCGAAUUCCUCGCGUGGUUUCCAGACGGGACAGACAGCACAAGCCCGCGUUACAGUCGUUCUCCAGGCCUUUCAGUAUAACCGAAUCUCCUUCUCUGACUGUUACUGCCAACGACCGUUCACACGCAUUUUCCAGUCCGGAUCGACACGAGCAAGGCCUGCACCCUGAUCUGCAUCACAAGUUGGAGAACCCUAGUUUUGAUCUGACCUCCCCGUUUGGCGACCCAAAAGGUAGCGUUUUGGAUUUUCUCUCGGGUCCAUACUCGAGGCAAGAGUUCCUAGCGUUCUCUCCUCGCAAGGAUUCGGUCUUUUCGACUUCAAGCGGAUCUGAAAGCCUGGCUGCAAUCACCGCCGUAAUUCCAAGGCCUGGAACUGACCUCACCGAGGAUGAGGUAUGGGGAGAAUACGACGAGUUUAUUGACCACGUUCUCUCCCCCGAGACUCCUAACCUUCCGUUUCCUCGUGGCCUUGAGACCUGUGAAAAGUUUGAGCUGGCAGCAAGAGCAAGCCGUGCUCUCCAGGCUGGCCUCAACAGCAAGCUUGUUGUGCCCAGCACCCCCGAGCAGCCGAUGGUUUCUCUGACGCCUGCGUCACCUCGUUCGAGCGUUCACCUUCGCCGGUCCAAGAUCGCCAACGCCCUACAUGCGUCUCUUAGCCCGACUUCUCAACCUUCUGUCAGCGAUCUCAUGGCCCGUUACCGCGAUGACAAGAUCAACGAGGAACCAGAGGCUGAAUUGACCACCGAAAUGCCAACACCUACAAUUGCAGUGGAACAGCCGCCGUCAAGUCUUCUCAGCUCUCCGAGCCUAGACCCCUCGCCGAGCUUCGAGAAUUGUCGGCAGCGAAAUACCAUCUUGUUCGACAUCGCCGAGCGCGACCGUGAGGGUCCCACGGCGCAAACAAACAUUCGGUCCGGGUCAUUGAUGACUAGUCGCUGGUUGUCUUUUGGAAGAGUUCUUUUCAGUCCAGCGCACAACCACGUCAAGCAAGAGCAGGAGAGGAUUUUAGUAGUCGAUGGUUUAGGAAAUGACGAUUGGUCAUUUUACUGCGCCCUGACUUAUCCCAAGGCCGUCGUAUAUUGUCUCCAUGAAGGGCCUACUCCAACCGCGUCGAGACACCCGGCUGCCUGGCAACCCCCAUCAAAUCAUCAUACGAUCCAUCAUUCCAGUCUUGAGAAUCCUGUUCCGUUCCCCAAGGGAUUCUUUGCUGUGACUGUUUUGCGAUUCCCCGCCGCUUGCUCCGAGGCAGCACAAAACAACAUCAUCUCGGAGUGCAAGCGCGUACUUCGCCCGGGCGGCUACCUAGAGAUGAGCAUCCUCGACCACGAUAUGGUGAACAUGGGAGUUCGCACUCGCCGAGCAGUGAGGAAGCUAAAGGAGACGAUGUAUCUGUCGGACGCUAGCAUCAGCCUCAAGCCCGCCAGCGACAAUAUCCAGAGACUCUUAGGAACGCAUGGUUUUGACAGUCUCCGCCGAUGCAUGGUACAGAUCCCCGUCGCGGGAAUGAUUGUCCGCACGUCUGCCUCUUCGACCUCGACAUCCUCAUCCAAUCCAUCCACAUUGACUGCCGCGGUCACCUCGUCCACUGCGCUCUCCGCGACCUCUGCCACCUCCGGGUCAUCCAGCUUCCGGUCAAACACACACGAGAAAUCCUCGUCUAACGAUACCGUCCUGUCUCUCGGAGACCUUCUCUCCGACCCAUCCCCAUCCCCCUCGAACGACGAGUCUAUCCGAAAAAUCGUCGCACGGGUAGGUCGCUGGUGGUACACGCGCUGUUACGAAAGCCCCGUGCUUCCCAACGGCGACGUUGACCGCAGCAUCUGGGCCAACAAGAAAGUCCUCCGCGAAUGCCAGCAGCGAGGCACAGGCUUCCGCCUGUUGAUUGCAUAUACACAGAAACCGAGCGAGAAGCGCCGAACAGCGAGUGUUUAGCGCGUUACUCGCCUUGCAACGAUAUACAUGAUGAUGAACCACACGAUUAACGAUAUGCCUCGAUCCACUUUACUAUAUUACUUAUAAUUAUGUCAGCUUUGUCAGCGAAAGAUGAUCAAGGUAUCCAGUCUUAGUCACUGGCGCCUUUUCUUCUUUUUCAGUCUUUGUAGUUCUUUUUUUCGCUUUCUGUUUUUUUUUUUUUUUUU
Messenger RNA from Aspergillus calidoustus, 5970 nucleotides. Lineage: Eukaryota; Fungi; Ascomycota; Eurotiomycetes; Eurotiales; Aspergillaceae. The record is from the annotation of a GenBank genome assembly.